Messenger RNA from Vombatus ursinus (common wombat), 2577 nucleotides. RefSeq names its product translin-associated protein X. Gene Ontology annotation, molecular function: RNA binding; RNA endonuclease activity; sequence-specific DNA binding. The coding region runs from base 203 to 970 and encodes 255 amino acids. Lineage: Eukaryota; Metazoa; Chordata; Mammalia; Diprotodontia; Vombatidae. The transcript has 6 exons. The record is from RefSeq and is a predicted model, not a curated record. Gene Ontology annotation, cellular component: cytoplasm; nucleus.
CACCUGCGCUCUGUAGGCUGCUGGAGGGGGCCUGAUUUCGGGCCCCUCCUCCAACACGCCUCGUCGGCUCACGUACCACGACACCCGGGAACGCGCCGAAUUCGCGACCUACGGGUCAGGAGGGUUCAGGAAGCGAAAGCAUGACAAUUUCCCACAUGGUCAGAGAAGAGAAGGGAAAGAUGUUAAUUCGUCUUCUGCUGUGAUGGUGGCCUUCAAAUUAUUUCAACAGGAACUUGAUACUAGACACGACAAGUAUGAGAGACUUGUGAAACUCAGUCGUGAUAUAACUGUUGAAAGUAAAAGGACAAUUUUUCUUCUCCAUAGGAUUACUAGUGCUCCUGAUGUGGAAGAAAUAAUGAAUGAAUCAGAAAGUAAACUGGAAGCUGUCAGACAGAAGAUUAAGCAAGUAGCCCAAGAGCUAUGGGGAGAAGAUAUGUAUCAAUAUCACCGAGCUAUUACUCCAGGGCUUCAAGAAUAUGUGGAAGCUGUGUCUUUUCAACACUUCAUUAAAACACGUUCACUAAUCAGUGUGGAUGAGAUCAACAAACAAUUGGUAUUUAUAUCAGAAGACACUGGAGAAGAAAAUGACACUAUCUCCUCAGAUUUAGAUGAUAAGCCCCUCUGCACUUGGAGCCUGAAGGUGACACCUGUUGAUUAUCUUCUGGGUGUGGCAGAUUUGACUGGAGAAUUGAUGAGGAUGUGCAUCAACAGUGUGGGAAAUGGGGACAUUGACACCCCUUUUGAAGUGAGCCAGUUUUUGCGUCAGAUUUAUGAUGGGUUUUCAUUUAUCGGUAAUACAGGACCUUAUGAAGUAUCUAAGAAACUAUAUACACUGAAACAGAGUCUAGCCAAGGUGGAGAAUGCAUGCUAUGCCUUAAAAGUUAGAGGUUCAGAAAUUCCAAAGCACAUGUUAGCAGAUGUGUUUUCAGCCAAAGCAGAAAUGAUUGAUCGUGAAGAGGGUAUUUCAUAAAAGAGCAAUACUCAACUCUUGCAAUUUCCAUAAGGGAGAUCAGUUUGAAAGACUGUUAUUUAGUAUUUCAUUUUACUUUUUGUGGCUUUUACUUAGUAAUAUUUUCAGUUUUACCUGACAAAAUUAUUUGCACUGUUUUAAACUCUGUAUAUUGCUGUACAUAAAAUUGAUGAAAUGAUUUACUCCAUGUAUCUCCUGUUUUAAAAUUUUUGGCAUAUUUGGCUGUCUGAACCUCCCAGUGACCAACUGCUGUCUGUCACAUAUCCCUGUGAAGUACUUAUUUCAUAGAGCAGUCACUGCCAUUCCCAUUAUAGUUAACUGUUGAAUUAUGAAUUGUAUAAUGUUUUGUUAAGUCAUUAAUAAUUUGAAUUGGUGAUUCUAUUACAUCUAAAAAGGGCUUUUUAGCCUCAUGUUUUGUCUUGAACAUCUUAUUUGAAUAUAUUGCAUCAAAGCCAGUAGAAUGGAUUUGGUGUCUAAGCAUGGUACCAAAGGCUUGGAAAAGCCAUGACCUACAUAGAACAGUUAAAUAGAAAAGAGAAUUCACUGAAUUCAUGUGAAAUGAGAGCAGUGAGAAUUGACAUUGUGUUCUGAUUAAUCCGUAUGGAUUCAUGUGUUUUAGUAACACAUCUUUCAGAACAAGCCACUUGUGCCAGCUAUCCUAUUUUGAAUUGAAAUCUGUCUUUUGCUCUUCAUCACAGAGGAACUGAAAUAGAAUUGUUGCUAAAGGUAAUGUGCAUUAUGAAGUUUGGGCAGAAUUAAAUAUUUUCACAUGGAAAUGAAAUAUGUUUGCCAACAGUUGAUUAAAAAAGAAAGCGCUGGUUAAAUGUUGUUUAUUAAAUAUUAUUACAGCUAGGCUGUUAUUUUGACCAUCAUGCAUUUUACUUUGAUUUACCUUGAUGCCUGCCUAUUCUGGCAUCUCUUAGGAAUCACUUUUAAAAAUAACAAUGAAAUAUUGUUGUAGGUUAAAAGAUUUAAUUCAUCCAUAACUUCAUAGUUGUCCAACUAUGUUAAUUGAAAUAUAGAAGUUACCAAAGAAAAAUUAUCAUGUAUAAUUCAGCAAUAAGACAUUGCAGUUCCAAGUGCUUUUAGCAAUAGUAUUAGUCACAGAGCCAAAUCCUGUAACUAAUCCCCUAGGAACUAGAAUGGUGGUCCCUUUUUUGCCAGUACUAUUUAGAAUUGGAAUUUACACACUAAAAUUAGGAAUAGCUAAUUUCCUGUGAUGUUGACAUAGGCAUUAUACAAUUGAUACAGAAAUUUCCAUUUGAGUUUGUUUUGAGAACUUUGGUAAAGAAAUGAAUUUGAGGGAGAUUGGCCCUGACUAUAAGGGCUCCUUUCUCUAUAUCAACCUUUGAAGGGAAUGUGGAAAUAUGAUGUGCCUAAUGUCAGGUCUUUUGGGUAUGUUUGCUUUUUCAAAUAAAUCUCUGUUACUAUGCUGUAAGGUACUCUGCCUACAUAUUCCCCUCUUACUAUGUUAUGUUUUUUUCACAUAAACCACUUUGCAUUACAUUUUAAAUUUAUUUACCCUUUUACUUUCAUCAUUUCCAUGUAAAAAAUAAUGGAUUGAUAAAGGAUUGUUUUGUGAAUGUUUAAAAUGAAAUAUUUUGAAU